Anopheles gambiae (African malaria mosquito) is the source of this 2691-nucleotide messenger RNA. RefSeq lists its product as uncharacterized. The transcript has 3 exons. Bases 1661 to 1963 code for a protein of 100 amino acids. The record is from RefSeq and is a predicted model, not a curated record. Lineage: Eukaryota; Metazoa; Arthropoda; Insecta; Diptera; Culicidae.
CAGUCAGUCGAAACGGAAUCGAGAAGAAACAAGGCAAGCAUUUCGGUUUGUGAGGCCGUUGCGGUCGUCCACGCGUGCUCCCGAGGUGGCGUAACCUGAGGUGAUUUGAGAUUCAAAAUUUUACAGUUGUGCUACUGCUGUGUGUGUCACCCUAAGGGAAAGGGAAAAAGGAGAAGGGGUCAAAGGUGUGGUUUGGCAUUUGCUAAUCGAUUUUUAAACUACCGGUGACCCGUGAUGAAAGUAAUAGCAGACCAAGACCUGUGGUGUGCCGUUGUGACCUAUUGAAAUCCAUCCAGUGCAAGUGCAAGUGCGUGUCUGCAAAUGCAAAUUUACAGUGAGAGGCGCCUGGUGUUUUUUUGUUUUCUACAACCAACGCCACAGUAACGCGGUAAAAGGCGCACGAGGCUUGACAGCGUGACCGCAGCAGCAGCAGUGUCGUUUGUGUUGUGCCAACUCGUGCAAAAACAAGAAAAGCCUUUCGGUGGGAUUGUUGAGUGGCGGAGGGUUAGGGGGUUUUGGGGGAGAGCGGAAACCGGUUUUUUCAGCCACCCCAGAGACAGCCCUUUCGAGCCCUUUUCUGGCAGUAGUGUCGACUCCCCCCAGCUCGUACGGGGAUCCAGUGUGUCAAUCUCGGGCAGACGUACUGCAGCCAUUAGGAAGCGAAAACAAACUAAAAACCACUCACAAAAAAAGACGCAACAAACAAACAAAACGAAUCAAACACGCACACACAAACUGUCUCGAGUGCGCUCUCGUUGUCUCUCUCCCUCCCUUCCAACACGCAACAGACGACCGGAGUGCGUGACGUAAGCGCGAACCCGUGUGUGCGCGCCAACCCGUUCGCGAGCAACCGCGCCCGGUCGCGCAAAACUGUGCGACGCGUCGUUCGUUGCGGCUGUGUCUUUUCGCUAGUGCAAUAUCCAGAUGUGUGUUUGUGUUUCCUAUACAUCAUUCAUAAAAUAUCGGCAGAAUUGCGUGCCUAGAGACGAACGCCAGCGUGUUGUGUUGUUGCGAUCGAAUGAUCUAACGGUGAAGCAAGCUGGAGAAGAUCAACUUCCUCUCUGUGGCGCACUGAUCGAAUACACUCUACCGGACCACCGUACCCGCUGUAGCUGAAAGUCGUUUCAUACGUCCUGGACCCCGGCGAGGACACAAGUGACCUCGAUCGACCGAACAAAAAAAAAUCAAACUUCUCGUGCCACACGCUUCACUAUCGCCACUAUCAGCAAAUUGCAAUUUGUGUUGUCGAAAAUCAAGCACCCCCCCCCCCCCCCCCCCCUUUCAACACGGAUUUUAGAUUUAUCGGUCAAAAUAGACGGUUACCACCCCUUAGUACGAACUCACCCCUCAAGUGGCAGGAAAUCCACGAAUCACAAUUCCAACGGACAGACACUCGUUUGAAGUGAUUUGACGUGCGGGCGGUGGGUGUGUGAGAGUGGGUUUUUUUUUCGUUGUUCGCGUAAAACCGCGUGCAAAGGUCGAACACCCCCAUUUGUAGGGGUAGAAUCCGCUCGGCCGCCGCGGGACCACCGUCAUUAGUCUGGAAUCGCCGGAAUCGAUAACAUCGCGCUCGUGCUAUCGCGCUUGUUUCAGCGAGUUUGUGCGCGUAGGCGAGUUUCUAACGCGUCGCAGAGAGAUCCAAGCGGUUGCACUGGACACCAUGACUAUUUCAGCAAUCCCACCCCCAGAGCCCGUCUGGUGUUUGGACCGGCGGGACUCGGGCCAUCUGUUCUGGCGCCGGGAGUCCUCCAAGGUGAAGUUCCGCUACGAUGUGGAGGUGCUCGAGUUCACCAAAGACCCGUACGAGGAUCAGCUGCUCAUCACGGACAGUGAGCUGAGCAGGGCGAAACAGCAACAGCAGCAGGCCGGUGCCGUCUCAAACAUGAUCGUCGUUUGUGUGACGUGUGUCGCGGCCAUUGCCGUUACGGUAGUGCUGCCCUGGUUCCUGAUCGGAUCGGCUUGAGCAUUGGUCUUGAAUAUUCCCACCCCCCACACACACACCCACUAUGUCAUUGUGCGCAGUGGGGAACAGUGUGUGUGUAUGUGAGUGAAGAGUGUUGUGAAAAGCAUGUGAAUCGCUUGGAAGGAGGUUCCCUCCCUACCCAAGCACACCACAAUUGUGAUAGCUGUCCCUAGCAGAAAGAGUGAGAAAGUGGUGUGAAACAAAACGGAGUCUACGAAAGUGUUAGGGACAUUUUUUCUCCAAAACAAUUUUUACAAACGCUAGCCCGUAAGAUAGAUAGAGCUGUCCAACACGUACUAACCGAGCAAAAUCCCGCCUCAACAUGGUGUAAUAAUAAGGUCCAGUUGAAUUGUGUAAAUAGAAGCUCUGAUUCACGCUGAUACUGAUAAGGUAAAGAAGGGUUGUGAUAAAAUGGCAAACCCAGCUUUAGCGCGCUACGAUACGAUACGCACCGAAUUACUAGAGAAGCAAAUGUAAUGUAUUAAAGCUUAGUUAAAUGUGAUGUUUGCGCACGCAACAGCAGACGUAGAAGCAACAAAACACACACACACAAACUACAAACCAAUAGGGGGAGAGCGCGAGCGCGCAAAAUUGUUCUUAGUGAGUUACAAAAGUUGCACCUGGUUAGUGGUUAAGUGCGAUUUGUGCUUUUUUUUAACACGCAGAUGGUGUCAGGGAAAGGCAAUUACAUUUUACAACGAACAAUAAAGGUUGUAUUACAAACAUAA